GCUUUAAUUUAAUAACUAUUCUUUAUAUUUUAAGGUAUUUCUUAGUGAUUUAUCACUGUCCUUUGUGUAAUUUAAGUGCCUUUUUACCAGUAUAGGCGAAGCCUGUAAUCAUGGAUGUUUUAUACGACGAUUUAGAGAAUUACGAUGACGUUGAAGCACUGAACAGGCUGAAAACAGAAAAUUCUGACCUGAAGCACAAACUAGAAUGUUGCACUGUGAACAUGCAAAAGUUGCAAAAAAGCAUUUUGCAGGAUUUUGAUAAGCUGGAAGCAGAGUUCAAGAGACUAGAAUCAAAUUAUUCUUCUCUGCUGAAAAUUUCAAGAGCUGAGAUACAGAGGAAGACUGAUAUGAUCACAAAUCUUAAUAUUGAGAAAGACUUGUUAGUAAUAAGAGCAGUUCAACAUGGGCCUGCACAUAAAGUGCAAGAGCUGAUAAGGAAUGUGCAUGAAGAAACUGGAUCGAAGCGCAAAAAGAAAAACCGGAACAAAGGAGGAGGUCCAAAAGGAAGGGAAGAAUUUAUAAGGAGAAAAAGCCGCCAACAAUCACCUGCAGCUACGUCAACUGCUACAGACAAUUCAUAUAAGAUGAUAGACAACGAAAUUGUUGCCGAUAGCAACAAAUCUAGUAGAAUGGAUACACAAAAAAAUGAGCUACAGAAACCACCUCAUGAGGUGUUCCCAGACAAUCGACCUUCAUCUCCCGUUGCGGAUAAACGGGUCACAGCAUUAUCUUGUCCCCGUCUUGGCAAGUUAAGCUCUGAUGAAGAAUUUGAAGAUAUGUAUUCUGCAUUGAAACCAAAAGCAUCUAGAGAACCUGAAGGAACCCGCAAAAGGGGUCGAGAGGUUUCUCAAGAUGGGAAGAUGUUAUAUAACAGUUCACAUGAUAGGCCCUUAAACUAUCCUGAUCCGUUUAGAGAACGAUCUAACAGACAUAGAGCUGGCAGAUUUUCUGAUACUGAGAGAAUUACCAGAGAAAAACAGCAUAGUGAACCCGACAGAAAUAUCAAUAGGGGUAAACACCAUUAUGAUAGAAACAGAAAUAUGAGUGAUUUGCAACACCACAGAUUUAGUCCUGAAAGACAUCGUCGGGGCGCGAAAGAACUUGGGGAUGAUCGUUACAGGAAUAGGCGGUUGGAAAGCCCACCACGGGAGAGGCAACGCUUAGAUAGCCCUCCUAGGGAGAGAUCACGCCUGGGAAGCCCUCCACAAGGAAGACAAGCAUUACGCAAAAGGAUUCUCGAGCGUCGAAAGUCUUACCACGGGCGGACGGGCUACAACCCAGAGAUACACUCGGUCUUACAUAACAUUCAUGGUGAAUAUGAAGAACCACAGAAUAAGAGACCUAGAAUUGAACCAUACCCUGUUCCCCAGGAAGAGAAAAGGCCAAGCCAAGAGCAGUAUCAUAAUGAAUCACAGCCUCCGAACGUGGGGAGUCACACAUAUCGGUCGCCAGAUUUUUCACACGCGGAAGAAUCUUCUAACGAACCCCCAACAGCCCAGACUGAAACCAGAAGUAGGACUUCGUCUAUCUUUGAGGAUCCCAGAUUAAGCAGUGACAGAUAUGUUAAGUGCUCGGAAGGCAACAAGCAUAUAUCACAGUCUGCCAAUGCUAAUGAAAUACAUUUGCAACCCGUUGACACAACCCUUUGGAACUUUGAAGAAGUCCAGGUGCCAAAAGCUUUAAGAUUGAAACCUUUAGAAAUCAGCGAAGAACAUGUUGAUAAAAUGGAUAUAGAUAAGCCUUUAUCUUCAUUAUCCAUGGAAUCCGGUGAAAUACGUUCUGAUACUGAAACAGCUUUGGAUAUUUAUGAUUUUCAAGAAUUUAAUAAACAAAUCGGUAAUAGUGUUCCUUGUAUAAAUGAAAGUCAAAAAACUGAAAUUAAACCUCACAAAGAAAAAUCGCCCAUUGAUAAUAGUAUGCUUGGAGACAUUGUAAAAAGAAGUGAUACAUUCAUUAAGGGAACAAAAACUACAAGACUCGAAGUAGCAAAGAUGGAGAAGGCGAACAAUCAUAGAGCAGCUGAGUCUAUGGUAUCAACUUCUAAAGAUAGUCAUAAAGUUAAUACAACAAUGCACUUAGACAACAUUAAAUUACCAAGCGUACUGCACAAGCUGAUUCACUCUAUGAAUGAAGAACGACUUGAAGGAGAUAAUUCUGUUAAGAACACUAUGGGAGAAAAAGAACCUAAACGAAUCCCCGCAUCCAGCAUAUCUAAUAAGUCUGAAAAGUCAAAAGCAAAAACUAAAGAUGACAGAGAAAAUCAAAAUGAGUCAAACUUAAAGACUGAUAAAAACAAGGCAGAUGAACUUCAAAAAGGAUCAGAAAAAGAGCCUAAACGAAUCGGUGCAUACAGGAUACCAAAUAAGUCUGACAAGUCAGGUUCAAAAACUAGAGAUGACAGAGAAAAUCAAAACAAGUCAGACUUAGAGACUGACAACAACAAGACAGAUAAACUUGAAAAAGGACCAAAAAAAGAACCUAAAGUAAUCGCUGCAUACAGGAUACCAAAUAAGUCUGAAAAGUCUGGUUCAAAAACUAGAGAUGACAGAGAAGAUCAAAACGAGCCAAACUUAGAGACUGACAACAACGAGACAGAUAAACUUAGCAAAGGAUCAGAAAAAGAACCUAAACUAAUUGCUGCAUACAGGAUACCAAAUAAGUCUGAUAAGUCUGGUCCAAAAACUAGAGAAAACAGAGAAAAUCAAAACGAGUCAGACUUAAAAGUUGCCAAACACAAGACAGAUAAACUUGGAAAAAGAUCAGAAAAAGAACCUAAACGAAUUAAUGCAUACAGGAUACCUAAUAAGUCUGAAAAGUCAGGUCCAAAAACACACACAGGUCACAGAGAAAAUCAAAACAAGUCAGACUUAGAGACUGACAACAUCAAGACAAAUAAACCUAAAACACGUUCAGACAAAGAACCCAAAAGAAUUGCUGAGUUGGAGUUGUCAGGUAAGACAGAAAAGGAAAGGUUAAGAACUACCGAUAAAAUGCUACACAAAAAUGUACCUGAAGUGAAGAAAACAGAUAAUCUUGAAAAAAUAACCGAAAAAGGUACAGAGAAGGAGAUCAAACGCAUCACAGAGUUGAAUGUAUCCGAUAGAAACGAGAAAGCAAGUUUAAAAACCAAUGAAAUAGAACAUAAAAAUGUGUCUGAUAUGAAGGCCAAAGAAAAACCUGUAAAAGAAACUGUAAAUAAUGUAACAGUAUUUCGCGAAUUUGAACAUAGAGUUUACUCUAGGCAUAUUGUCGAAGGCGAUUUAGAGCUAAGCGAUGAAAGUAAUGAUGAAGCACAACUUAAAUUAGAAGAUAAAAUUGAGGAGAAAAAGAAGAUAACCUCCAAAAGCAAAUCUCAUCGAGAGACAUCCAAAGAUAAGAGUGUAAAUUCGGAAGAAACAACUAGAAAAACUAGAUCUCUGAAAGAUACGGAGAAAGAAAGAAAUUCCAUGAACAAAUUUAGUGAAUUGUUUGGUGACAGCAGUAGUUUAAUAACGCCAGAGGACCUGAACCUUGCCACUCGCACGGCGCACGGGCUGCCGGCCGACUGCUGCCCGCCCGCCGCCGAGGAGGCGCAAGAUGCUAUCAUUGAACCUGAAAGUCCAGUCAAAGCACAAACGACAGAAAUGUACCCUAAAGACUUUAAAGAAAGAUUGACAAAGUCCACUGUUGCUGAAGAUAAAUUUAAAAUCAAAGAACCCAAAGAAAAAUCUCGUACAAAACAUAAACAAAAUAUGGAUGACUACGUGGAACAGGUCGGUGACGUAAAGGCACAAGUAGUUACUAUUACUGAAAGUUGUUCAGUGUCAGAAGGAAAUCUUAUGUCAAGUACGAGUAAUUAUACAAACCAAAAGGAAGUUUCAAAACUGAAUGAAAAAGUUAAGGAGUGCUCAAAAAGUAAUAAAAGACCUAAAACCAAAGGUGAAAAGAAAUUGUCAGUUAGUGAACACACGGAAGAGAUCAGUACCAAUAACAUUUAUAUCUCGGAGCCAAAUCCAAACAACUCGCCAACUAUGAGCUAUAAUAAAGAGAAUUCCAGCAGUAAUGGUAACUCGGAAAGAAAUAUCAGUAACGAAAUGGCAAGAAUGAUUGAGAAUCCAAUAGUCUCUAGUAAAAUAUCGUCGACCAAUGCCAGCGAGACUAAUAAGGAAAGGCCACAAUUAAAUGACUCUACAAAAGAAACCAAAUGUAGUAGUGGUGUUAAAGAUGUUCCAAACCUGGCUCCAGUAGUAGAAGAACCGGGGUUAGUGACAACGGUUGUGAUAUCAACGGGUGUUCAACCUAUAGAUUCUAACUCGGCGCAAUAUGUUACGCCAUUCAGUGGUCUGGCCUCAUCUACUCCAGCCAAGGAUUUAUCUGCUAUAAAUACUUCCUCCGAAAUGGAGUCAAAUGUCAGCCAUUCGGCACAAGUAAGUGUGACGAUAUCAAGAGAUGAUUCAGGGUCUCAGACUGAAGAUGUACCUGAUAUGAGAAUAACUUGUUACAGAAGACGAAGAAGAGUGCUAAAGAGAUAAUUUGUUGGGAUUAAGUUUGUAAAUAUUUGCGUUAUAUUAACAGAUAAUAUUCGUCUGUAUGUUGUAUACACUCACGCCUGUCAAGUAAAUAUUUCAGGUCAAUAAUAUUGAUAUCUGGUAGUUUUUUGUGAAAUAUUGACAUUAUUUUAUUUUAAGACAAGUGUGGCACGCAGGAUCGUUCCCCGUACACUCGAAGAUCUCAUUAUAAUGACUUCGCUAUCUGUUCAACAUAACAACGUGUGUUUAAAUUGAUUUGAAUAUUGUAAUUGUAAAUAUUAGCUUAAUAAUGUGUAUAUUUAUUUGUUUUAAAUUCUGUAACACCAGUUCCACACAUUUUUUUUGGAUGCUAGUAUAAAAUAUGCUAGCAACUUUGUAUGAUAUUAACUAUUAACAUUUUGACUUUUUUUUAUUAUAGUUUUGGUGAAUCGGUCUGUAUACUCGUAAUUAAAUUGUCAACUAGUACCUUUCAAAUAAAUGAUUAUUUGGAAAGAGUCUGAACAUAUCAAUUUAUAGGAGGAUGGUAAUAAGCUCAACUUGUAUUAUUGUUCUACUACAGUUAGACCAAGGUAAGUCUGCAACGAUUUUGCAAGCGUUAUUUUAAACGCCAAACUUCUAUGAAAUUAUGACGCAUAAAUAACACUUGCACUGCGUACGUUAUCAAAAUAGUUGCAGACUUAACUUGGUCUAACUCUAUAAACCCUUAAGUUUCCGACAUCUAAAAAGUCAAUUCUGUCUCUUGUCAUUUUAUAAUAAGUACACCUUAAAGUUUUUUAAGGUUGAACAUGUAUUAAAAUGAUAAGAGUCAGGUUUUAUUUCUUAGCUGUCUAGGACUGUAAGCAAACUAUUUUUGAUAGCUACUCAAAUGUAAGUAUUCCACAUAAUACAUACAGAUAUAAUUUUACAUGUAUUUAAUAAAAACA
This is a messenger RNA of Cydia splendana, 5431 nucleotides long. RefSeq lists its product as uncharacterized. Bases 111 to 4511 code for a protein of 1466 amino acids. The record is from RefSeq and is a predicted model, not a curated record. The transcript has 7 exons. NCBI's taxonomy places the organism in Eukaryota, Metazoa, Arthropoda, Insecta, Lepidoptera, Tortricidae.